Molecule: messenger RNA, 16114 nt
Organism: Coregonus sp. 'balchen'
Lineage: Eukaryota; Metazoa; Chordata; Actinopteri; Salmoniformes; Salmonidae
Source: the annotation of a GenBank genome assembly
AGUAAGAUCAUCCGUGUUCUCAACCUGUGGCAGAAGAACGCUGUGUUUGAGAUGGACAUCGUCCAGCCCCUGUUGGACAUGGCUACUGGCUCCUUAGUCCCUGAUCCCUCCCCCCAGGAGGACCUCCAGGCCCAGGCCCAGGUCUCCAGUGCCUCCAUAGCUGCAGCCCUGCCCCAGCUCCCCCCACAGCUCCAGAACCCCGAGGCCCUGGCUGCCGUGGCCCAGCUCUUCCAGUCCGGACAGGGACACGAGGUGAGUGAGAGCCAUAGAAUGAAAUGAUGCAUCACAAUACCAGGUCGGCCGUGGUGAGCGUACCCAUGGAGAUCCUGUAUUCUAAUUCUAUGAGAGUUACCCAUGGGGUUACCUGUCAGAUUGCCAUGGUUAGAGGUUCUAUUCCAGUUCUACUCGUUCUAAGUCUGUUGUUAUAGCGACACUACUAGCUCAUACACCCCACAACAACACGACUGGGACAGAACAUUCAAAUACAAUGUGUCUUGUCUCCUCUUCACCAUUUUGCUCUUUCUUGACCAAUCAUUUGGCUGUUUUGCUGUGAACUAGGUAUUUCUUCUGAAUAAGGUUCUAUACCAGGCCAAUAAAGGAUAAAUACAUUAUAUUAUCUUGCUUGUCACCUAGGUAGUAAGUGAUUUGAUGGAUUGAGUGUAUUCCCUCCUGUCUGUACAGCUUCAGAAGAUGCUUCAGAGGUUCCAGCCAGCGCAGCAGACCCCCCCUGUGGUUCCCAACGCCAUGGCUGACCAGACCCCCCCUGUGGUUCCCAACGCCAUGGCUGACCAGACCCCCCCUGUGGUUCCCAACGCCAUGGCUGACCAGACCCCCCCUGUGGUUCCCAACGCCAUGGCUGACCAGACCCCUCCUGUUGUUCCCAACACCAUGGCUGACCAUCCCCACCCACAGAUGGUCCAAGGCCAGCAUAACUCACACCAUCCACUGUUCAACACACACCAGACACAUCCUACGGAGCAGAAGAACUCGCUAGCUAAGGUAAUGCAUUUUUUGUACUCAAAGCACAUUUCUGACCAACAGACAAUUAAGAGGCCUAAUCUAACAGGACAUUUCUAUUUAUUUAUUAGGAUCCCCAUUAGCCGACGCCAAUGGCGACAGCUAGUCUUACUGGGGUCCGAUACAUAACGAAAAAGACAUUACAGACAAAAUCAAUCAAAUGUAUUUAUAAAGCCCUUUUUACAUUAGCAGAUGUCACAAAGUGCUAUACAGAAACCCAGCCUAAAACUCCAAAUAGCAAGCAAUGCAGAUGUAGAAGCUCAGUGGCUAGGAAAAACUCCCUAGAAAGGCAGGAACCUAGGAAGAAACCUAGAGAGGAACCAGGCUCUGAGGGGUGGCCAGUCCCCUUCUGGUUGUGCCGGGUGGGGAUUAUAACAGUACAUGGCCAUUAAGGCCAGAUUGUUCUUCAAGAUGUUCAAACGUUCAUAGAUGACCAGCAGGGUCAAAUAAUAAUCACAGUGGUUGUUGAGGGUGCAACAGGUCAGUACCUCACGAUUAAAUGUCAGUUGGCUUUUCAUAGCCGAGCAUUCAGAGGUCGAGACAGCAGGUCCGGGACAAGGUAGCACGUCCGGUGAACAGGUCAGGGUUCCAUAUCCGCAGGCAGAACAGUUGAAACUGGAGCAGCAGCACGACCAGGUGGACUGAGGACAGCCAGGAGUCAUCAGGCCAGUUAGUCCUGAGGCAUGGUCCUAGGGCUCAGGUCCUCCGGGAGGGGAGGGAGGGAGAGAGAAUUAGAGGGAGCAUACUUAAAUUCACACAGGACACCAGCUAAAACAGGAGAAUUACACCCGAUAUAACAGACUGACCCUUGCCCCCCGGCACACAGACUAUUGCAGCAUAGAUACUGGAGGCUGAGACGGGGGGGGUCGGGGGCACUGUGAUACCGCCGGGACAGGGCCAACCAGGCAGGAUAUAACCCCACUCAUUUUGCUAAAGCACAGCCCCCACACCACCAGAGGGAUAUCAACAGACCACCAACCUACUACCCUGAGACAAGGCUGAGUAUAGCCCACAAAGAUCUCCUCCACGACACGAGCCCGAGGGGGCGCAAAACUGACAGGAAGAUCACUUCAGUGACUCAACCGACUCAGGUGACGAACCCCUCCUAGGGACGGCAUGGAAGAGCACUAGUAAGCCAGUGACUCAGCCCCCGUAAUAGGGUCCGAGGCAGAGAAUCCCAGUGGAGAGAGGGGAGCCGGCCAGGCAGAGACAGCAAGGGCAGUUCUUACCUCCAGUGCCUUGCCGUUCACCUUCGCACCCCAGGGCCAGACUACACUCAAUCAUAGGACCUACUGAAGAGAUGAGUCGUCAGUAAAGACUUAAAGGUCGAGACCGAGUCUGCGUCUCUCACAUGGAUAGGCAGACCAUUCCAUAAAAAUUGAGCUCUAUAGGAGAAAGACCUGCUGUUUGCUUAGAAAUUCUAGGGACAAUAAGGAGGCCUGCGUCUUGUGACUGUAGGUAUGUACGGCAGGACCAAAUCAGAGAGAUAGGUAGGGGCAAGCCCAUGUAAUGCUUUGAAGGUUAGCAGUAAAACCUUGAAAUCAGCCAUAGCCUUAACAGGCUAGCACUGGAGUAAUAUGAUCACAUUUUUGGGUUCUAGUCAAGAUUCUAGCAGCCGUGUUUAGCACUAACUGAAGUUUAUUUAGUGCUUUAUCCGGGUAGCCGGAGAGUAGAGCAUUGCAGUUGUCUAAUCUAGAAUUGACAAAAGCAUGGAUUAGCUUUUCUGCAUAAUUUCUGGACAAAAAGUUUCAGAUUUUUGUGAUGUUACGAAGAUGGAAGAAAGCUGUCAAAAGAGAGAUCAGGGUCCAGAGUAACGCCGAUGUCCUUCAGUUUUAUUUGAGACGACUGUACAACCAUCAAGAUGAAUUGUCAGAUCCAACAGCAGAUCUCUUUGUUUCUUGGUAUCUAGAACUAGCAUACAGUGGGGAGAACAAGUAUUUGAUACACUGCCGAUUUUGCAGGUUUUCCUACUUACAAAGCAUGGAAAGGUCUGUAAUUUUCAGAAUCCAGAAAAUCACAUUGUAUGAUUUUUAAGUAAUUAAUUUGCAUUUUAUUGCAUGACAUAAGUAUUUGAUCACCUAGCAACCAGUAAGAAUUCCGGCUCUCACAGACAUGUUAGUUUUUCUUUAAGAAGCCCUCCUGUUCUCCACUCAUUACCUGUAUUAACUGCACCUGUUUGAACUCGUUACCUGUAUAAAAGACACCUGUCCACACACUCAAUCAAACAGACUCCAACCUCUCCACAAUGGCCAAGACCAGAGAGCUGUGUAAGGACAUCAGGGAUAAAAUUGUAGACUUGCACAAGGCUGGGAUGAGCUACAGGACAAUAGGCAAGCAGCUUGGUGAGAAGGCAACAACUGUUGGCGCAAUUAUUAGAAAAUGGAAGAAGUUCAAGAUGACGGUCAAUCACCCUCGGUCUGGGGCUCCAUGCAAGAUCUCACCUCGUGGGGCAUCAAUGAUCAUGAGGAAGGUGAGGGAUCAGCCCAGAACUACACGGCAGGACCUGGUCAAUGACCUGAAGAGAGCUGGGACCACAGUCUCAAAGAAAACCAUUAGUAACACACUACGCCGUCAUGGAUUAAAAUCCUGCUGCGCACGCAAGGUCCCCCUGCUCAAGCCAGCGCAUGUCCAGGCCCGUCUGAAGUUUGCCAAUGACCAUCUGGAUGAUCCAGAGGAGGAAUGGGAGAAGGUCAUGUGGUCUGACGAGACCAAAAUAGAGCGUUUUGGUCUAAACUCCACUCGCCGUGUUUGGAGGAAGAAGUAGGAUGAGUACAACCCCAAGAACACCAUUCCAACCGUGAAGCAUGGAGGUGGAAACAUCAUUCUUUGGGGAUGCUUUUCUGCAAAGGGGACCGGACGACUGCACCGUAUUGAGGGGAGGAUGGAUGGGGCCAUGUAUCGCGAGAUCUUGGCCAACAACCUCCUUCCCUCAGUAAGAGCAUUGAAAGAUGGGUCGUGACUGGGUCUUCCAGCAUGACAACGACCCGAAACACACAGCCAGGGCAACUAAGGAGUGGCUCGUUAAGAAGCAUCUCAAGGUCCUGGAGUGGCCUAGCCAGUCUCCAGACCUGAACCCAAUAGAACAUCUUUGGAGGGAGCUGAAAGUCCGUAUUGCCCAGCGACAGCACCGAAACCUGAAGGAUCUGGAGAAGGUCUGUAUGGAGGAGUGGGCCAAAAUCCCUGCUGCAGUGUGUGUGCAAACCUGGUCAAGACCUACAGGAAACGUAUGAUCUCUGUAAUUGCAAACAAAGGUUUCUGUACCAAAUAUUAAGUUCUGCUUUUCUGAUGUAUCAAAUACUUAUGUCAUGCAAUAAAAUGCAAAUUAAUUACUUAAAAAUCAUACAAUGUGAUUUUCUGGAUUUUUGUUUUAGAUUCCGUCUCUCACAGUUGAAGUGUACCUAUGAUAAAAAUGACAGAUCUCUACAUGCUUUGUAAGUAGGAAAACCUGCAAAAUCGGCAGUGUAUCAAAUACUUGUUCUCCCCACUGUAUCUGUUUGGUCUGAGUUUAGAAGUAAAACAUUUGCCGCCAUUCACUUCUUUAUGUCUACCAUCAAGAUUAAUUGUCAGAUCCAACAGAAGAUCUCUUUGUUUCUUGGGAGCUAGAACUAGCAUCUCUGUUUUGUCCGAGUUUAAAAGUAAAACAUUUGCCACCAUCCACUUCCUUAUGUCUGAAACACAGGCUUCCAGGGUAGGCAAUUUUGGGGCUUCACCAUGUUUCAUCGAAAUGUACAGCAGAAAUGUUGUCCGCAUAGCAGUGAAAGUUGACAUUGUGUUUCCGAAUUAUAUCACCAAGAGGUAGAAUAUAUAGUGAAAACAAUAGUGGUCCUAAAACGGAACCUUGAGGAACACCAAAACGUACAAUUUAUUUGUCAGAGGACAAACCAUCCACAGAGACGAACUGAUAUCUUUCCGACAGAUAAGAUCUAAACCAGGCAAGAACUUGUCCGUGUAGACCAGUUUGGAAUUCCAAUCUCUCCAAUUGAAUGUGGUGAUCGAUGGUGUCAAAAGCGGCACUAAGGUCUAGGAGCACAAGGACAGAUGCAGAGCCUUGGUCUGAUGCCAUUAAAAGGUAUUUUACCACCUUCACGAGUGCAGUCUCAGUGCUAUGAUGGGUUCUAAAACCAGACUGAAGCGUUUCGUAUAUAUUUUUUGUCUUCAGGAAGGCAGUGAGUUGCUGCGCAACAGCUUUUUCAAAUGUAUUUUUGAGGAAUGGGAGAUUCGAUAUCGGCCGAUUUUUUGUUUUUUACAUUUUCCUGGUCAAUGUUAGGCUUUUUCAAGAGAGGCUUUAUUACUGCCACUUUUAGUGAGUUUGGUACACAUCCGGAGGAUAGGGAGCAUUUAUUAUGUUCAACAUAGGAGGGCCAAGCACAGGAAGUAGCUCUUUCAGUAGUUUAGUUGGAAUAGGGUCCAGUAUGCAGCUUGACGGUUUAGAGGCCAUGAAUGUGUCAAGAGAGAAGAUUAAACAACUUGAGUGUCUCCAUUGAUCCUUGGUCCUGGCAGUUCUGUGCAGAUUCAAAGAGGAGUCCGUAAUUUGCUUUCUAAUGAUCAUGAUCUUUUCUUCUAAGAAGUUCAUGAAUUCAUCACUGCUGAAGUGAAAGCCAUCCUCUCUUGGGGAAUGCUGCUUUUUAGUUAGCUUUGAGACAGUAUCCGAUUUUGGGGGGGGGAUUGUUCUUAUUCUCCUCAAUUAGGUUGGAAAAAUAGGAUGAUCGAGCAGUAGUGAGGGCUCUUCGAUAUUGCACGGUACUGUCUUUCCAAGCUAGUCGGAAGACUUCCAGUUUGGUGGAGUGCCAUUUCCGUUCCAAUUUUCUGGAAGCUUCCUUCAGGGCUCGGGUAUUUUCUGUAUACCAGGGAGCUAAUUUCUUGUGACAAAUGUUUUUUUUGUUUUUAGGGGUGCGACUGCAUCUAGGGUAAUACGCAAGGUAAAAUUUAGAUACUCAGUUAGCUGGUUAACCGAUUUUUGUACUCCGACGACCUUGGAGGGAUUCAGGAAGGGCAUAUAGGAAUCUUUGGGUUGUCUGAGAAUUUAUAGCACAGCUUUCGAUGGUCCUUGGUUGGGGUCUGAGCAGAUUAUUUGUUACGAUUGCAUAGUCCAGGAUUAUGAGGAAGAUAAUUUAGAUCCACAAUAUUAAUUCCACGGGACAAAACUAGAUCCAGGGUAUGACUGUGGCAAUGAGUAGGUCCGGAAACAUGUUGAAGUCGAUGAUGCCUCCGAAAGCCUUUUGCAGUUGGCCUGUGGACUUUUCCAUGUGAACAUUGAAGUCACCAAAAUUGUUUAAUAUUAUCUGCCAUGACUACAAGGUCCAAUAGGAAUUCAGGGAACUCAGUGAGGAAUGCUGUAUACGGCCCAGGAGGACUGUAAACAGUAGCUAUAAAAAGUGAUUGAGUAGGCUGCAUAGAUUUCAUCACUAGAAGCUCAAACAACGAAAACGCAAAACAUUUUUGUUGUUGUUGUAAAUUUACAUUUGUUGUCGUAAAUGUUAGCAACACCUCCGCCUGUGCGGGAUGGUCACUAGUGUAACCAGGAGGAGAGUCCUCCAUAGGUUCCAGCCAGGGCAGCAGACCUGUAGCUAAAUCAUACUAUUCUGAUUGUUAUGGAUGUGUAGCUAAAUCAUGGUACUCUGAUUGGUUAUGGAUGUGAAGCUAAAUCAUGGUACUCUGAUUGGUUAUGGAUGUGAAGCUAAAUCAUGCUAUUCUGAUUUGUUAUGGAUGUGUAGCUAAAUCAUGGUACUCUGAUUUGUUAUGGAUGUGUAGCUAAAUCAUGGGACUCUGAUUUGUUAUGGAUGUCUAGCUAAAUCAUGCUAUUCUGAUUUGUUAUGGAUGUGUAGCUAAAUCAUGCUAUUCUUAUGGUUAUGCCUGUCUAUCUUCAGAAACUCCUGGACCGUUUUGAUUAUGAUGACGAACCAGAAGAAGUAAAGAGCGAGGAGAUGAAUCCCCUUGUUCCAGGGAACAGGUACAGCGGCCAGUUUCCUGGUCAGAUGCAGCCCAACAUGGAGCAACAGUUUCAGGGCCAUAUGAUGGGCCAGCCUGGGAGGCAGCAGACACCUGAUGGAGGAUACCAUGGUCUGAACCAGGGCUACGGCCAGAGUCAGCACACUGCCCAGCAGAACCAGGACCAGGACCAGCGAAACUCCAGAGAAAGAGAAGAUCCAUCUGGGAGGAGGGAGGGGAGGCAGCGUGGCCACGGCAGGAGGUCACGCUCCAGGUCUGGCUCUCGGUAAGAGGCUGGGCCCAUGGUUGAUAUUAGUUGGUUAUGUUUAGGAGACUUUAGUUGUUUUGUUUAGGAUGAACAGAUCCUCUAAUGGAAUCCUGUCUGUUCCCACCUUUUAGCUUUUAGUCCACCAUAUUACUGUUUCAGCUUUUAGUCCACCAUAUCACUGUUUUAGCUUGGCUUUUAGUCCACCAUAUGACUGACUGUUUUAGCUUGGCUUUUAGUCCACCAUAUGACUUUUAGCUUUUAGUCUACCAUAUGACUGUUUUAGCUUGGCUUUUAGUCCACCAUAUGACUGACUGUUUUAGCUUGGCUUUUAGUCCACCAUAUGACUGUUUUAGCUUGGCUUUUAGUCCACCAUAUGACUGACUGUUUUAGCUUGGCUUUUAGUCCACCAUAUGACUGUUUUAGCUUGGCAUUUAGUCCACCAUAUGACUGUUUUAGCUUGGCUUUUAGUCCACCAUAUGACUGUUUUAGCUUAGCUUUUAGUCCACCAUAUGACUUUUAGCUUUUAGUCUACCAUAUGACUGUUUUAGCUUGGCUUUUAGUCCACCAUAUGACUGACUGUUUUAGCUUGGCUUUUAGUCCACCAUAUGACUGUUUUAGCUUGGCAUUUAGUCCACCAUAUGACUGUUUUAGCUUGGCUUUUAGUCCACCAUAUGACUGUUUUAGCUUAGCUUUUAGUCCACCAUAUGACUUUUAGCUUUUAGUCCACCAUAUGACUGUUUUAGCUUGGCUUUUAGUCCACCAUAUGACUUUUAGCUUUUAGUCCACCAUAUGACUGUUUUAGCUUGGCUUUUAGUCUACCAUAUGACUGUUUUAGCUUGGCAUUUAGUCCACCAUAUGACAGUUUUAGCUUGGCUUUUAGUCCACCAUAUGACUGUUUUAGCUUGGCUUUUAGUCCACCAUAUGACUGACUGUUUUAGCUUGGCUUUUAGUCCACCGUAUGACUGUUUUAGCUUGGUUUUUAGUCUACCAUAUGACUGUUUUAGGUUUUAGUCUACCAUAUGACUGUUUUAGGUUUUAGUCUACCAUAUGACUGUUUUAGUCUACCAUAUGACUGUUUUAGGUUUUAGUCUACCAUAUGACUGUUUUAGCUUGGCUUUUAGUCCACCAUAUGACUGACUGUUUUAGCUUGGCUUUUAGUCCACCAUAUGACUGACUGUUUUAGCUUGGCUUUUAGUCCACCAUAUGACUGACUGUUUUAGCUUGGCUUUUAGUCCACCAUAUGACUGACUGUUUUAGCUUGGCUUUUAGUCCACCAUAUGACUGACUGUUUUAGCUUGGCUUUUAGUCCACCAUAUGACUGACUGUUUUAGCUUGGCUUUUAGUCCACCAUAUCACUGUUUUAGCUUGGCUUUUAGUCCACCAUAUGACUAUUUUAGCUUGGCUUUUAGUCCACCAUAUGACUGUUUUAGCUUGGCUUUUAGUCUACCAUAUCACUGUUUUAGCUUGGCUUUUAGUCCACCAUAUGACUGUUUUAGCUUGGUUUUUAGUCCACCAUAUCACUGUUUUAGCUUGGCUUUUAGUCCACCAUAUGACUGACUGUUUUAGCUUGGCUUUUCGUCCACCGUAUGACUGUUUUUAGCUUCGUUUUUAGUCUACCAUAUGACUGUUUUAGGUUUUAGUCUACCAUAUGACUGUUUUAGGUUUUAGUCUACCAUAUGACUGUUUUAGCUUGGCUUUUAGUCCACCAUAUGACUGUUUUAGCUUGGCUUUUAGUCCACCAUAUUACUGUUUUAGCUUGGCUUUUAGGCCAGCAUAUGAAUGUUUUAGCUUGGCUUUUAGUCCACCAUAUGACUGUUUUAGCUUGGCUUUUAGUCCACCAUAUGACUGUUUUAGCUUGGCUUUUAGUCCACCAUAUGACUGUUUUAGCUUGGUUUUUAGUCUACCAUAUGACUGUUUUAGGUUUUAGUCUACCAUAUGACUGUUUUAGGGUUUAGUCUACCAUAUGACUGACUGUUUUAGCUUGGCUUUUAGUCCACCAUAUGACUGUUUUAGCUUGGCUUUUAGUCCACCAUAUGACUUUCAGCUUUUAGUCCACCAUAUGACUGUUUUAGCUUGGCUUUUAGUCCACCAUAUGACUGUUUUAGCUUAGCUUUUAGUCCACCAUAUGACCUUUAGCUUUUAGUCCACCAUAUGACUGUUUUAGCUUAGCUUUUAGUCCACCAUAUGACCUUUAGCUUUUAGUCCACCAUAUGACUGUUUUAGCUUGGCUUUUAGUCCACCAUAUGACUUUUAGCUUUUAGUCCACCAUAUGACUGUUUUAGCUUGGCUUUUAGUCUACCAUAUGACUGUUUUAGCUUGGCAUUUAGUCCACCAUAUGACUGACUGUUUUAGCUUGGCUUUUAGUCCACCGUAUGACUGUUUUAGCUUGGUUUUUAGUCUACCAUAUGACUGUUUUAGGUUUUAGUCUACCAUAUGACUGUUUUAGGUUUUAGUCUACCAUAUGACUGUUUUAGGUUUUAGUCUACCAUAUGACUGUUUUAGCUUGGCUUUUAGUCCACCAUAUGACUGACUGUUUUAGCUUGGCUUUUAGUCCACCAUAUCACUGUUUUAGCUUGGCUUUUAGUCCACCAUAUCACUGUUUUAGCUUGGCUUUUAGUCCACCAUAUGACUAUUUUAGCUUGGCUUUUAGUCCACCAUAUGACUGUUUUAGCUUGGUUUUUAGUCCACCAUAUCACUGUUUUAGCUUGGCUUUUAGUCCACCAUAUGACUGACUGUUUUAGCUUGGCUUUUCGUCCACCGUAUGACUGUUUUUAGCUUCGUUUUUAGUCUACCAUAUGACUGUUUUAGGUUUUAGUCUACCAUAUGACUGUUUUAGGUUUUAGUCUACCAUAUGACUGUUUUAGCUUGGCUUUUAGUCCACCAUAUGACUGUUUUAGCUUGGCUUUUAGUCCACCAUAUUACUGUUUUAGCUUGGCUUUUAGUCCACCAUAUGACUGUUUUAGCUUGGCUUUUAGUCCACCAUAUGACUGUUUUAGCUUGGCUUUUAGUCCACCAUAUGACUGUUUUAGCUUGGUUUUUAGUCUACCAUAUGACUGUUUUAGGUUUUAGUCUACCAUAUGACUGUUUUAGGGUUUAGUCUACCAUAUGACUGUUUUAGCUUGGCUUUUAGUCCACCAUAUGACUGACUGUUUUAGCUUGGCUUUUAGUCCACCAUAUGACUGUUUUAGCUUGGCUUUUAGUCCACCAUAUGACUUUUAGCUUUUAGUCCACCAUAUGACUGUUUUAGCUUGGCUUUUAGUCCACCAUAUGACUGUUUUAGCUUGGUUUUAGUCUACCAUAUGACUGUUUUAGGUUUUAGUCUACCAUAUGACUGUUUUAGGGUUUAGUCUACCAUAUGACUGUUUUAGGGUUUAGUCUACCAUAUGACUGUUUUAGCUUGGCUUUUAGUCCACCAUAUGACUGACUGUUUUAGCUUGGCUUUUAGUCCACCAUAUGACUGUUUUAGCUUGGCUUUUAGUCCACCAUAUGACUGUUUUAGCUUGGCUUUUAGUCCACCAUAUGACUGUUUUAGCUUGGCUUUUAGUCCACCAUAUUACUUUUAGCUUUUAGUCCACCAUAUGACGGUUUUAGCUUGGCUUUUAGUCCACCAUAUGACUGUUUUAGCUUGGCUUUUAAUCCACCAUAUGACUGUUUUAGGUUUUAGUCUACCAUAUGACUGUUUUAGCUUGGCUUUUAGUCCACCAUAUGACUGACUGUUUUAGCUUGGCUUUUAGUCCACCAUAUUACUGUUUUAGCUUUUAGUCUACCAUAUGACUGUUUUAGCUUGGCUUUUAGUCCACCAUAUGACUGUUUUAGCUUUGUCUACCACAUGACUGUUUUAGCUUGGUUUUUAGUCCACCAUAUGACUGUUUUAGCUUGGCUUUUAGUCCACCAUAUGACUGUUUUAGCUUGGCUUUUAGUCCACCAUAUCACUGUUUUAGCUUGGCUUUUAGUCCACCAUAUUACUGUUUUAGCUUGGCUUUUAGUCCACCAUAUCUCUGUUUUAGCUUGGUUUUUAGUCCACCAUAUUACUGUUUUAGCUUGGCUUUUAGUCCACCAUAUGACUGUUUUAGCUUGACUUUUAGUCCACCAUAUCACUGUUUUAGCUUUUAGUCCACCAUAUUACUGUUUUAGCUUGACUUUUAGUCCACCAUAUCACUGUUUUAGCUUGGUUUUUAGUCUACCAUAUGACUGUUUUAGCUUGGCUUUUGGUCCACCAUAUUACAGUUUUAGCUUGGCUUUUAGUCCACCAUAUGACUGUUUUAGCUUUGGCUUUUAGUUCACCAUAUGACUGUUUUAGCUUGGCUUUUAGUCCACCAUAUCACUGUUUUAGCUUUGGCUUUUAGUUCACCAUAUCACUGUUUUAGCUUGGCUUUUAGUUCACCAUAUGACUGUUUUAGCUUGGCUUUUAGUCCACCAUAUGACUGUUUUAGCUUGACUUUUAGUCUACCAUAUUACUGUUUUAGCUUGGCUUUUAAUCCACCAUAUGACUGUUUUAGCUUUUAGUCCACCAUAUGACUGUUUUAGGUUUUAGUCUACCAUAUGACUGUUUUAGCUUGGCUUUUAGUCCACCAUAUGACUGUUUUAGCUUGGCUUUUAAUCCACCAUAUGACUGUUUUAGGUUUUAGUCUACCAUAUGACUGUUUUAGCUUGGCUUUUAGUCCACCAUAUGACUGACUGUUUUAGCUUGGCUUUUAGUCCACCAUAUGACUGUUUUAGCUUUGUCUACCACAUGACUGUUUUUGCUUGGCUUUUAGUCCACCAUAUGACUGUUUUAGCUUGGCAUUUAGUCCACCAUAUGACUGUUUUAGCUUGGCUUUUAGUCCACCAUAUGACUGUUUUAGCUUGGCUUUUAGUCCACCAUAUCACUGUUUUAGCUUUUAGUCCACCAUAUCACUGUUUUAGCUUGACUUUUAGUCCACCAUAUCACUGUUUUAGCUUGGUUUUUAGUCCACCAUAUCACUGUUUUAGCUUGGUUUUUAGUCCACCAUAUCACUGUUUUAGCUUGGCUUUUAGUCCACCAUAUUACUGUUUUAGCUUGGCUUUCAGUCCACCAUAUCACUGUUUUAGCUUGGCUUUUAGUCCACCAUAUCACUGUUUUAGCUUGGCUUUUAGUCCACCAUAUCACUGUUUUAGCUUGGCUUUUAGUCCACCAUAUCACUGUUUUAGCUUGGCUUUUAGUCCACCAUAUGACUGUUUUAGCUUGACUUUUAGUCCACCAUAUCACUGUUUUAGCUUGGCUUUUAGGCCACCAUAUGACUGUUUUAGCUUUUAGGCCACCAUAUGACUGUUUUAGCUUGGCUUUUAGUCCACCAUAUGACUGUUUUAGCUUGGCUUUUAGUCUACCAUAUUACUGUUUUAGCUUUUAAUCCACCAUAUGACUGUUUUAGGUUUUAGUCUACCAUAUGACUGUUUUAGCUUUUAAUCCACCAUAUGACUGUUUUAGGUUUUAGUCUACCAUAUGACUGUUUUAGCUUGGCUUUUAGUCCACCAUAUGACUGACUGUUUUAGCUUGGCUUUUAGUCCACCAUAUGACUUUUAGCUUUUAGUCUACCAUAUGACUGUUUUAGCUUGGCUUUUAGUCCACCAUAUGACUGUUUUAGCUUUGUCUACCACAUGACUGUUUUUGCUUGGCUUUUAGUCCACCAUAUGACUGUUUUAGCUUGGCAUUUAGUCCACCAUAUGACUGUUUUAGCUUGGCUUUUAGUCCACCAUAUGACUGUUUUAGCUUGGCUUUUAGUCCACCAUAUCACUGUUUUAGCUUGACUUUUAGUCCACCAUAUCACUGUUUUAGCUUGGUUUUUAGUCCACCAUAUCACUGUUUUAGCUUGACUUUUAGUCCACCAUAUCACUGUUUUAGCUUGGUUUUUAGUCCACCAUAUCACUGUUUUAGCUUGGCUUUUAGUCCACCAUAUCACUGUUUUAGCUUGGCUUUUAGUCCACCAUAUUACUGUUUUAGCUUGGCUUUUAGUCCACCAUAUCACUGUUUUAGCUUGGCUUUUAGUCCACCAUAUCACUGUUUUAGCUUGGCUUUUAGUCCACCAUAUCACUGUUUUAGCUUGGCUUUUAGUCCACCAUAUCACUGUUUUAGCUUGGCUUUUAGUCCACCAUAUGACUGUUUUAGCUUGACUUUUAGUCCACCAUAUCACUGUUUUAGCUUGGCUUUUAGGCCACCAUAUGACUGUUUUAGCUUUUAGGCCACCAUAUGACUGUUUUAGCUUGGCUUUUAGUCCACCAUAUGACUGUUUUAGCUUGGCUUUUAGUCUACCAUAUUACUGUUUUAGCUUUUAAUCCACCAUAUGACUGUUUUAGGUUUUAGUCUACCAUAUGACUGGUUUAGCUUGGCUUUUAGUCCACCAAUAACUGACUGUUUUAGCUUGGCUUUUAGUCCACCAUAUCACUGUUUUAGCUUGGCUUUUAGUCCACCAUAUUACUGUUUUAGCUUGGCUUUUAGUCCACCAUAUCACUGUUUUAGCUUGGCUUUUAGUCCACCAUAUCACUGUUUUAGCUUGGCUUUUAGUCCACCAUAUCACUGUUUUAGCUUGGCUUUUAGUCCACCAUAUCACUGUUUUAGCUUGGCUUUUAGUCCACCAUAUGACUGUUUUAGCUUGGCUUUUAGUCCACCAUAUGACUGUUUUAGCUUGGCUUUUAGUCCACCAUAUCACUGUUUUAGCUUGGUUUUUAGUCCACCAUAUCACUGUUUUAGCUUUGGCUUUUAGUCCACCAUAUGACUGUUUUAGCUUUUAGUCCACCAUAUCACUGUUUUAGCUUUUAGUCCACCAUAUCACUGUUUUUGCUUGGCUUUUAGUUCACCAUAUUACUAUUUUAGCUUUUAGUCCACCAUAUCACUGUUUUAGCUUGGCUUUUAGUCCACCAUAUCACUGUUUUAGCUUUGGCUUUUAGUCCACCAUAUGACUGUUUUAGCUUUUAGUCCACCAUAUCACUGUUUUAGCUUUGGCUUUUAGUCCACCAUAUGACUGUUUUAGCUUUUAGUCCACCAUAUCACUGUUUUUGCUUGGCUUUUAGUCCACCAUAUGACUGUUUUAGCUUGGCUUUUAGUCCACCAUAUCACUGUUUUAGCUUGGCUUUUAGUCCACCAUAUCACUGUUUUAGCUUUGGCUUUUAGUCCACCAUAUGACUGUUUUAGCUUUUAGUCCACCAUAUCACUGUUUUAGCUUUUAGUCCACCAUAUCACUGUUUUUGCUUGGCUUUUAGUUCACCAUAUUACUAUUUUAGCUUGGCUUUUAGUCCACCAUAUCACUGUUUUAGCUUGGCUUUUAGUCCACCAUUUCACUGUUUUAGCUUGGCUUUUAGUCCACCAUAUGACUGUUUUAGCUUGGCUUUUAGUCCACCAUAUGACUGUUUUAGCUUGGCUUUUAGUCCACCAUAUGACUGAUUGUUUUAGCUUGGCUUUUAGUCCACCAUAUAUGACUGAUUGUUUUAGCUUGGCUUUUAGUCCACCAUAUGAUUGUUUUAGCUUGGCUUUUAGUCCACCAUAUGACUGCUUUAGCUUGGCUUUUAGUCCACCAUAUGACUGUUUUAGCUUGGCUUUUAGUCCACCAUAUGACUGUUUUAGCUUGGCUUUUAGUCCACCAUAUGACUGUUUUAGCUUGGUUUUUAGUCCACCAUAUGACUGUUUUAGCUUGGCUUCUAGUCCACCAUAUGACUGUUUUAGCUUGGCUUUUAGUCCACCAUAUCACUGUUUUAGCUUUUAGUUCACCAUAUCACUGUUUUAGCUUGGCUUUUAGUCCACCAUAUGACUGUUUUAGCUUGACUUUUAGUCUACCAUAUCACUGUUUUUGCUUGGCUUCUAGUCCACCAUAUGACUGUUUUAGCUUGGCUUUUAGUCCACCAUAUCACUGUUUUAGCUUGGCUUUUAGUCCACCAUAUCACUGUUUUAGCUUUUAGUCCACCAUAUGACUGUUUUAGCUUGGCUUCUAGUCCACCAUAUGACUGUUUUAGGUUGGCUUUUAGUCCACCAUAUCACUGUUUUAGCUUGGCUUUUAGUCCACCAUAUCACUGUUUUAGCUUGGCUUUUAGUCCACUAUAUAACUGUUUUAGCUUUUAGUCCACCAUAUGAUUGUUUUACUCUUUUUAAGUGCAUUGCGAUUUUAAAUGCACUUUAAAUAAGAUUUGAUUUGAAUUCUCCAGUUCUCCCAGGAGAAAGAGGUCCAGGUCCGGUUCUCCCUCCCGGAAGCCCCGACACUCGUCACAGCGCUCUGGGUCCCGCUCCAGGGAAAGUCGCUGGAACUCCCCUCGCUCCCGCUCGCAGGAGAGGAAGGAGAGAGAGAAGGAGCGGGAGAAGGACAAAGAACGCAGACAGAAAGGUCUGCCCAGCAUCAAGAGCCAGACACUCAGUGGUACGUACUGUCAGAUACACACAAGGAGUGCGUCCCAAAUGGCACCCUAUUCUCUACUACUAUUGACCAGGGCCCAUAUUGAAAUGUUUCCCUCGUUGUGUAGUUUGCACCACCACUCUGUGGGUUGGCCAGCUCGACAAGAAGACCACUCAGCAGGACGUCAUGUCUUUACUAGAGGAGUUCGGACAGAUCGACUCCAUCAAUGUAAGUAUGAGGGCCGACACUUACAAUACUCACUGGCGCCCUAAUUCCCUUUUUAAAUAGUGCACUACUUUUCACUGGAGCCACAUAAGAAAUAGUCCAAUAGGAGAGAUCUCUAUAUAUAUAUAUAGGACAUAGGGGGGGGCGAUUGACCCUCAAAAAAUACAGUAGGCUGUGGUGAAAAGGAACAACUUAGGAGCUAAUACCAACCUCCCGCUCCCCUCCAGAUGAUCCCUCCUCGGGGCUGUGCCUACAUAAUGAUGGUCCACAGGCAGGAUGCCUACAGAGCUCUACACAAACUCAGCAGAGGAUCCUUCAAGGUCAACCAGAAGGCCAUUAA